AUGCAAUUCAAACUCUCUACUGCCGUGCUCGCCACCCUCCUCGGCGUGGCCAUCUCGGGCCCCCUCGUGGUCCGCGACACUGCCACGAUCCUCAGUGACCUGAGCACGAUCGACAGCGACAUCAACACCCUCACCCAGCAUUUCAAUGCCUUCACCGGCGACCUGAGCCAGGCGCUGGCCGCCCAGGUCGUGGAGCAGCAGCUCGAGAACGACAUCGACAAGGCCACCACCGACACCAAGGCCACGUCGGCCCUGUCCAGCGCCGACAGCACCAGCGUCACCAACGCGCUUUUGGCUCUGAAGCCGGAUAUCGUCACUUCUCUGGAUGCCAUUGUUGCCAAGAAAACCCAAGUCGACUCUGCCGGCGUGGGCAGUCUCGUCCUGUCCGACCUGAAUGCGCUGCAGACCAAGACGGACGCCCUCUCGUCUGCCCUCCAGGCUAUUGCCACCACGACCGACAAGUCGACCAUUGCCUCUGGCACCGCGGACAUCGAUGCCGCGUUUGUCAGCGCCAUUGCGGUCUUCUCUUAG
Messenger RNA from Aspergillus thermomutatus, 531 nucleotides. RefSeq names its product mannoprotein. Gene Ontology annotation, cellular component: extracellular region. The transcript has 2 exons. NCBI's taxonomy places the organism in Eukaryota, Fungi, Ascomycota, Eurotiomycetes, Eurotiales, Aspergillaceae. The coding region runs from base 1 to 531 and encodes 176 amino acids. The record is from RefSeq and is a predicted model, not a curated record.